This is a messenger RNA of Cadophora gregata, 2846 nucleotides long. RefSeq lists its product as uncharacterized. The record is from RefSeq and is a predicted model, not a curated record. Gene Ontology annotation, cellular component: DNA ligase IV complex. The transcript is spliced from 2 exons. NCBI's taxonomy places the organism in Eukaryota, Fungi, Ascomycota, Leotiomycetes, Helotiales, Ploettnerulaceae. Gene Ontology annotation, biological process: nucleotide-excision repair, DNA gap filling; DNA recombination; double-strand break repair via nonhomologous end joining. Gene Ontology annotation, molecular function: ATP binding; DNA ligase (ATP) activity; DNA binding. Bases 831 to 2507 code for a protein of 558 amino acids.
CGUCCAUCUUCUAAUAAACAACACGUCUCCCAUAACCAACAUCAACAAUACCACAGAUGUCCAAUGUAUCCUUCGGCCUUAGCAAGCGCACUUCAUAUCUGAAAGUAUUAUCACUUCUCGGACAGUGCAUCACCCUGCUUGAUAGAACCCCUCCAUCAGCAUCAGCCUAUCAUCGGCCCCUCAGAGUAUUUCAGCUUGGGAGGAUAAUGCUUAGAAGCCUCUCAUAAUACUGCGCGCCCUCCUUUCUUUGUUCCAGCUAAAAAAAGGCCUUCCUACCCGAAAUUUGAUGCUGGUUACCCUUUUAUUGGCCCGGUAAACUUUACAUCAAGGUUUUUCCAAGACCCACUUCAUCCGACUUGAGGGUAUUGCCCGGCUUAAAUACCAACACGAGAACUGGUCUUUGAGAUAUAUAUAUAGAAUCACACAUCGAUCUAUCUUUUGGUUCAAAGGAUCAGAUUUCACCAGCAUCAUCUGGCAGGCUCCGGCGCAGGAAGAGACAGGGAUUUCUAUCCUGUUAAGUUCUUCUGGACGAGUGUCAUGUUUUCAUGACUGUCGGGACUCGAGCGCACAGGUCUGCGUGGUCUAUCAGAUAUCAAGAAUCCGUCAACCACUUGAUAAUCUCAUCAAUGGGCUUUUGAAUGCCCGUUAAGGAUUUGGCUGUGUUGGUUCCCGGCCGACAAAGGAUUUGUCGCUUUAGCUCCCCGGCAUUAUUCAUCGGCCAUUAGCUUCAUUUUGGACAGUUUCUUUAUUCCAUAUCCAAUUUUAGCGACUCAUCAUAAUUAUUCCGAUUCCGAGCUGGAUAUCCUCGGCUGCCAUGAUUCGAAGAAAUCAUGCCUUUCCCCUUUGUGUACCUGUGCGACCUGUUGGAUAAACUCGAAGGUAUACACGUCAGAGAAGUGGCAUACCUACCCAAGGAUCGGAGGUCUCUGACCAAGGAUGCACUCAUGUCUUGGUUCCGGAUGCAUCGAUGGAGAAUCAAUGCCCAAGAUACCGAUGGUAACGCUGUCUUGAUGAUGUUAAGACCAGAAAGGCAGACCGAUCGAGAGUAUGGACUGGAGGCGUACAUGGAACAGAUCCUUGCAAGAAUCUUCAAGAUGCCGACCGAGAUGUACCAGAGACUAAAAAGUUGGAGAGAUGAUGCUCAAAAUCAUGGAGAUCUUGGAUCACGUUUGUGUAAGGUCUUGCAAGACAUGAAAAUCAUUCCGCCUAGCUCUACAGCAAGCAAGAUAUCCGCCGACGAGAUUGAUCAAGCAUUACUUCGAAUAGCAAUAUUCAAUGCCGGAUCUUCGGUGGCGGUAAAGUCUCUCAAAGAACUAGACGAAACCCCUCCAGAUAGGAUCGACGUCUUGGAAGGACUUUAUUUGCGAUUGCAGCCUCGGGAGGCGAAAUGGUUGACCAGAAUUGUUCUCAAGAAUUUCGGUCCUGUCACACUUCCUAGUGGCUUUCCUGUACCUGGCAAUGUUACACAUUUGCCAAAUUCUCUACCGGUUAUGUUGAAUUUUCCAACAGAGCCUCCAUCACCAAAGCGAAGGACUAGGACGCGGAUAAAACGUGGCGUUGGUUCUAAUGACCCAACUCAUACUCUCCCAACUCCACCAACCUCUUCUCUAAAUCUACCUCCUCAAGAUACAGGGGCAGUAGCAGAAAAACCAGCGCCAAUUUAUUGUAUUGGGUGGGAUCCUCGAUCCUCGACACUCUCAGCGACAGUCAAGGUCACUGCUCAGCCAACACCCGCGAAAUCCUCACCUCAUCAAAAUUCAUCAGCAAAACUUGGAGAGACGGCUCACAAGCCUGAACCUCCACCGAGCUUUUUCGAUCCUUCUAUAUCUAUUCCAACCAACUCACAACCAACACGAAGAGCCCUCGGUCAAAUCUCAUCAAAUAUCCCCUCCGGCGGAAGCCAAAGCCAACAAUCCCAAUCUCGAUCCCCAGAAAAGAAUUCCCCAGCUAAUAACCCCAUCACUUCCUCCAACAACCAAGCACCCCAAAUCCAAACACCUCCAGACCCCACCCCAAAAUCUCCCAUCGUCUUCAGCAAAGGCAAAUGCCUCCUCACCCAAACCCACACCCAAAAUCCUACCACCAAACAACCCCCCUGCCAAUUCUCCUCCUCCCUCCUCAUCGUCUCCCCCUGCCUCCUCACCAACACCCACCUCCUCUCAACCCUCAUCCCCCACCACGGCGCGCACUACCUCACCUCCUUAUCCCAGCUCUCUCACCCCACCAUCCCGCGCCGCACCAAAUCCGGUCGUCGGGUUAAGAAGUUCAUACUAGUCGAUAUCACGCGUCCGGAGAAAGCGGUCAGGUUUUGUAAGGAUGUGGAGAAGGCUGUGGAGGAUUUGGGUUUGGGUCUAGGGGUGGGAGGUGGUGGGUGGAGGACGAGGGGUGGGAGGAGACAGAGAGUUCCGAUUUUUGAUUGGAGGGUUUUGGAGAGUGCGGUGAAAGUUGAGAGGGGGUGUGUGUUGGGGUUUGAUUUUUGGGAGAGGCAUUUUCAGGGGGUGGUUUGAAUUGUGGUUAUGUCGACUACUUUUUUUUGGUUAAGUUUUGUGUCUGUCUUUUGCAUUGUCGGGUUGGGUUUUGCACAUUUUGGAUUUGGCAGUUCGUUUCGGCAAAGGUAUGGUUAUGGGCAUUAUUUAUGAGUAGCAUUGGGUUGGGUUGGUAGGAACCAUAGGAUAGGAUAGGGACUUGGGCAUUUUAUUCUUCUUUUUCGGCAUUGGAUAGCAUAAGAUAGGAUAAGAUAGGAAUGGAGGAUAUCCAGGUAGCAUAUAGCACAGCAUAGCAUAGCUAGCAAGGACGGAACAUCAUGCAUACAUAAGUAGGUAGCAAAUGACAAUUUUAAGAUCUAA